Molecule: messenger RNA, 2745 nt
Organism: Esox lucius (northern pike)
Lineage: Eukaryota; Metazoa; Chordata; Actinopteri; Esociformes; Esocidae
Exons: 3
Coding region: 1-2745 (914 amino acids)
Source: RefSeq, a predicted model, not a curated record
AUGGACGGCCCUCCCGCGGCGGUCGGGGCAGAGGACGCUUACAAUCGAUGGUUGACCACGGCCCCUCAGCUGCGUGCUCGCCCGCUCUCUCUGUUCUACUCAGAGUGGCGUCGGCUAUGCACUCUGUCGGGGUGGUUGGAAGUGACGCUGAGGAAGGGGUACGCGCUGCAGUUUCACUGUCAGCCUCCCCCGUUCUCGGGGAUUGUGGAGACCGUCAUGUCGUCUCCUGCGAAGGUCGCAGCCCUGCAGGGAGAGAUUGCGGACCUUCUGGAGAAGGGGGCGGUGUCCCUAGUCCCGUUGGGGCAGAGGGAGAGGGGUUUUUACUCCCCAUACUUCCUGGUUCCCAAGAAGACGGGAGGCAUGCGGCCGAUUUUGGACCUGCGCGUUUUGAACAAUUGCGUGUCAAAACGGCCUUUUCGCAUGCUUACGACGAAACGUCUCAUGGAGUGCGUGCACCCCGGGGAUUUUUGCGUCAGCAUCGAUCUGAAGGAUGCUUACUUCCAUGUCCCUGUCCUGCCGCGCCACAGGAAGUUCCUGCGGUUUGCCUUUCAGGGCCAAGCGUACGAGUAUACGAGGAUUCCGUUCGGGUACGCGUUGGCUCCCCGCACUUUCACCAAGUGCGUAGAGGCUGCCCUGGGACCGUUGAGGGGUCAGGGGGUCAGGGUUCUGGCCUACCUGGACGACCUGUUAGUUCUGGCGCACUCGGCGGAGCAGGCCAGAAUUCACACGUUCCGGCUAGUGUCUCAGCUCACUCGCCUGGGCUUUGCGGUGAAUUGGGGGAAGAGUGCUCCCCAGCCCUGCCGACUGGUGGUAUUUCUGGGGCUCCAGUUGUCCACAGUCUCUAUGAGGGCUCGGGUGUCUGAGGCGCGCAGAGAGACCAUUCUGCGAGCCUUGGCACAUGUCCAGCCGUCCCACAUGGUGUCGGUGCACGCCAUCAUGUCUCUCUUGGGCCUGAUGUCGUCCGCUCACGCAGUGGUCCCGCUGGGGAUGCUGCACAUGAGGGGUCUUCAACGUUGGUUCGCUCGCCAACGUUUGGACCCGGUGCGCCACCGGCGUCGGUUGGUCAGAGUCCCGGACUCUUUGGGGCGGGACCUGGCUUUCUGGGGGGAUCCGCGCACUCUGCUCCGGGGGGUUCCCAUGGGCAGAGUGUCGGUUCGGGUUCCAGUCUUCACAGACGCUUCUCUGACGGGCUGGGGCGGGACGUGCCAGUCGCGCUCGGUCAGGGGUGUGUGGCCUCCUUUGGAGCGUCACAUCAACUGGCUGGAGUUAGACACGAUCCGGCGCGUGUUGCUGCACUUCGCGCCGGCCCUACGGGGACGGGACGUACUAGUGUGGUCAGACAAUCGCACGGCGGUCGCCUACGUGAACAGGCAAGGCGGGGUCAGAUCUCUACCCCUCCACCUGUUGGCGGUGCAGAUUUGGGAAUGGGCUCACAUGCACCUCAGGUCUCUAAGGGCUCUGCACAUUCCCGGAGAGCUCAAUGUGGGCGCGGACCUGUUGUCCCGGGGCGGCCCCCGGGACGACGAGUGGCGUCUUCACCCCGACAUUGUGGCCGAGCUCUGGAGGCGCUUCGGGAGGGCGCAGGUGGACUUGUUCGCGUCCCGGGAGGACGCUCAUUGUCCCCUGUGGUACUCUCUUCGAGCGCGGGACAGGCCCCCGUUGGGCGUGGACGCAUUGGCUCACCGGCCGUGGCCGAGAGCCCUGUUGUACGCUUUUCCCCCUCUGCAGUGCAUUCUCCCGGUCAUGUCUCGGGUGCGGUCGGAAGGGCUGUCGCUCAUCUUGAUCGCCCCUUUUCGCCCGGGGGCCCUGUGGUUUGCGGAGGCGGCUCAAAUGGCGGUAGGGACGCCGUGGCCGAUCCCUCAUCGCCACGGGGCGCUGUCGCAGGCGAACGGCUCGAUAGGGGCGUUCCCGGUGCUGGGCCAGCCACUGCGGGCUUGGCUCCUGAGAGGGCCAGACUGCGACAGUCUCUUUGAGCAGAAGAGGUCCCCUGGCACGCUGAAGGUGUAUGCUUGUGCUGUUUCGGCGUGUCAUGAGGGUUUCAAUGGCGUGUCUGUGUUUAGCCACCCCUUGGUCAAACGGUUUCUGGCCUGGUCCCGCCGUCUUAGGCCGGUGGUCCGGCGGACGUUGCCUCAGUGGGAUUUGGCAUUGGUUCUGGAGGCGUUGUGUGACACGCCGUUCGAACCUAUUGACCAGAUACCUUUGAAGCCUGGCUGUCUUACCAUCAAUGGCGAUGGCAGCAGGGCGGUGUUGCUCCCUAACCCGGCUUUUCUGCCCAAGGUGAUCAAGGCGUUGUUUCGUUCCAUGAAGAUGGUCUUGUGGGCGUUCUCUCCUCCUCCCCAUGCGAGUGAGAGGGAGGAGAGGUUGCACCGUCUGUGCCCGGUCCGCGCUUUGGCACAGUAUGUGCUACGCACGGCCGCGGUGCGGGCCGCGCCACAACUCUGUGUGUGUCACGGUGGCCCUAAGGUGGGUCAGCCGUUGUCGAAACAGCGUCUGUCUCAUUGGUUGUGUGAGGCGAUUGAUCUUGCCUAUUCGUCACGUGGUGUCCCUACGCCUAUUGGGUUCGGGGCCCACUCCACGCGUGGGGUGGCGGCCUCGGCCGCACUGUUUAAGGGCGUGGGGGUGGAGGACAUCUGUGCUGCUGCGUCCUGGGGGACACCGUCGCCGUUUGUCCGAUUCUAUUUGCGUGACAUGGCCACAGGCACGUUGGCCCACUCUGUGCUCAGCGUGGCUGAGUCAGUGGUGUGA